Molecule: messenger RNA, 1116 nt
Organism: Exophiala bonariae
Lineage: Eukaryota; Fungi; Ascomycota; Eurotiomycetes; Chaetothyriales; Herpotrichiellaceae
Exons: 6
Coding region: 1-1116 (371 amino acids)
Source: RefSeq, a predicted model, not a curated record
AUGUCCUCCACCGACACAAAAGCGUUAUGGUUCUGUCACGGUAUUGGUAUGAGCCUAUGUGUCACUCGCCUACUUCUUCGGAAAUAUCGUCGUCAGACCUUCACCUACGGCGACUACUGGACUAUGUUGGCCUUCGUUGCUCUUACGUUACGAGCCAGUCUGAAUAACAUGAUUAUGAGAGACGGAACAACCGCUACUAUGCAAAAUGACCUUCGGCCUCCAGGUCAUCUAUCGUCAGAAGUGUUUGAUAGAAUUGUCCUGAACAGCAAGCUCAAUAUUGUCAAUCGAUUGACGAUCAGUACAAUGUUAUGGGCUCUGAAAAUGGUAGUCCUUGAUCUUUGUGCCCGUCUUAUAAGCAAGAUGCCCAAGGAACGCCUCGUCAAAUACUCUUUCUGGGCGACGUUCGCGGCAACAUACCUCGCGAGCCAACUGGCAGUGGCUCUAGAAUGCAAACCCUUUCAUCUAUACUGGCAGAUAUUUCCCGACCCGGGUAAAUGUGUCAAUGGGAAUGUGUGGUUAAUCACAUACGAAUUCGGAAAUUUAGUAACAGAUGUUAUGCUUCUUGUCUUUCCCUUUCCUCUCCUCUUUGCAGUCAAGGUUCACUGGCAGAAGAAAGCACAACUAUGCUCCUUGUUCAGCAUUGGCAUCUUCCUCAUCGCCGUAAGUUGCGUCCGGAUCAGCCAAGGGCUUCUUCAUUCACGGUCCCAACUGAGCCGAACUCUAUGGGGCUCGAUCGAAGCCUUGUUCGCAUCCAUUGUUGCACAGAUUCCCACAAUGUACAUCCUUAUCCGCAACUCGGCUGAGAAUAGUAGCUAUAUAGCUCCCGAAGAUACCUAUCACCUCGCAUCGAGGACUACACAGGCAGCGCGUUCGAACACCAAACAAAGUGAUCAAAAAGAUGACAUUGAGCCGGGCCACAACGAAUUCAGCGCUACCACUAAUGAUCGUUAUCGAGCACGUGGGUACGCAGGCGAGAAUACGGGUUCUUCAUCUACCGAGAUUGAUGGCGAAAGUGAAAGCACUAAAGGAAUAUUGGUCACCGUUGAUAUUACCCAGGUCGACCAAAACGAAGCCAGGCAUAGCGUUGUAGGUGGAACACAUCAAAGCAAGCGAUAA